Drosophila willistoni is the source of this 923-nucleotide messenger RNA. Its product is annotated as gamma-gliadin B. Bases 1 to 846 code for a protein of 281 amino acids. Lineage: Eukaryota; Metazoa; Arthropoda; Insecta; Diptera; Drosophilidae. The record is from RefSeq and is a predicted model, not a curated record. The transcript has 2 exons.
AUGCGACUGUACGCCAUUUUUGUGGUAGUCAGUGUGGCUUAUAGUAAUUUGUAUGUCUCUUGUGAUAAAUCAAAAGCUGAUUUAUCCCUUAAAAACGGUAAAGGACAACUUGAGAAUAGACAACCUGAGAAUAUACAACCUGAAAAUAUUCAACCUGAGAAUAUACAACCUGAGAAUAUACAACCUGAGAAUAUACAACCUGAGAAUAUACAACCUGAGAAUCAACAACCUGAGAAUAUACAACCUGAGAAUAUACAACCUGAAAAUAAGCAACCUGAUGUUCAACAACCUGAGAAUACAAAAACUGAGAAUAAAAAACCUGAGGAUAAAAAACCUGAGGAUAAAAAACCUGAGGAUAAAAAACCUGAUGAUAAAAAACCUGAUGAUAAAAAACCUGAUGAUAAAAAACCUGAUGAUAAAAAACCUGAACACAACCAAGCGCAGACAGUCCAUCCACUUACUGAACAAGAUAACGAAAUAACGGCAAAACUGAGAUAUCUUCUACAACAACCUCAUGGCAUAUAUCCUAGCUAUGAAUUAACAACUUGGCUGAACCGUGUCUUGGAGGCCAUCAGUUUGAGUAUAAAUAGAUUAUCCGAGAAAGUGAGAAUCGCAACCGAAUUCGAAGUGUUCAAUCGAGAGCGAAGAGACCUGGAACAACAGAUCAAUGAUCGAAUAUAUUUAAUAACCGAUCAUUUGUUACUCGAAUCUAAAAGAAAAGGGAAAUGUCGACGGUUUUAUGAACGGCAAAGGGAUGCCCUUCGAAGUGCUCUGAAACAAUCCAAUAGGAAAAAGAAGGAAAACUUAAAAAAACACUCGUCAGAUUGCAGUCAAAGAAGAUCCUAAACUGAACUUCAGUUCAUUUAAAUUCUUAUAAAUUUGACAAAAUGCUAAAAUAAAUCAAAUUUUAAUGCACAUUUAAA